Messenger RNA from Rodentolepis nana, 2583 nucleotides. NCBI's taxonomy places the organism in Eukaryota, Metazoa, Platyhelminthes, Cestoda, Cyclophyllidea, Hymenolepididae. The record is from the annotation of a GenBank genome assembly.
AUGUUCCAGGCUAUGACGGUGAUGAGGGAAUACGCGGUUAUCGCUAGAUACCAACAGACAGAUUAUCUAUAUCCUAUCAUGCGCAGCUGUUGUAUUCAAGCCGAUAUCCACGCAUACGUACGUGUCACGGAUUCAUUAGUUGUUAAUACCCUUUCCUCCGGGGAGACGAUGACGAUGAAUAUUAAGGAGAUGUGGGGUAACUAUUUUUUCUUCUCUCUUGAAGUAAUGGCCGGAUCACCAAUUCGAGCACCUCUAACCAACCUUAUAUUCCCCCAGUCUGAAGAGAAGAUGAUGACAGGCAAUACCGGUUCACCAAUCUCUGGUAUGCAAUCGCGAUCACCGACAUAUUCUCGUUUUCCUGAAGGCCCAUAUUUCAAUGAGAAUACCCCAUCUUCACCCCCGAUGAAGAAAAGGUGUCUAGAUGUUACGACAGAACAGGAACACCUUCCACAGCAGCAACAACACCAAUCAACUGCUUCUAGUACUGGAGAAACAACAGGAACUACGCAACAAAUUCAUGAUUGUAGCAGUGAUUCUUUACAGACCAGCUCAACAAGUCUAUCACCUAAAGUUGAACAAGGAACUCGACAACCUCAAAAUCAGAAUGGUGAUGAAAAAGAGUCAAAGCAAGAAGACACCGAUACGUCUAAGGACAUGCUACAGCAGAAUCCAAUGUCCCUCUGGGGGAACAUUCUUCCUGAUUCAGCUUAUCCACGGAUCUCCCUGUUCCCUAAGAAUUUUCCACCAAUGUUUCCACCAGGGUGCACAGCUACUGGUACUCAGGGGAUACCGACAAUCACUCCUACAUCACAGGGAGAACCCGUGUCUUUAGGAACCUCAGCUUUGGCAGCUGCAGCCGCUAUGGCAAUGAGUCCCUUAUUUCAAAACGCACCUGGUGGUCCCGGAAGUACUGCCUCACCCUGGAAUCCAAUGCUUGCUGCCGCAGCCGCUGCAUUUGCAAAUGGACGCUUUCCAAUACCAGGACUUCCUUCAAGACCCCAUGGAGAUGGCGAAUGUUUUGGGGAUAAAGAUGGAGACUUAUCACCAAGGUCCGGUAGUCCAUCGCCACUUUCAGGAGUCGGUUCCUCUGUAGAAUGUGUUGAAGCCCUGCCAGAUUCCAAUCAAGCUGGACAUCAUUGGACAUUCCAAGAACAAUUUAAACAGCUCUACGAAUUAUCUCCGGACCCAAAAAGAAAGGAGUUCCUGGACGAUCUUUUCAAUUUUAUGCAAAAACGAGGUUCACCGGUGAAUCGCAUUCCAAUUAUGGCAAAACAGGUCUUGGAUCUCUAUGAGCUCUACCGUCUUGUGGUGACAAGAGGAGGCCUAGUUGAAGUGAUCAAUAAGAAACUCUGGAGAGAAAUUACAAAAGGUCUUCAGUUGCCCUCCUCCAUCACCAGCGCUGCUUUUACCUUAAGAACACAGUACAUGAAAUACCUCUACCCCUACGAGUGCGAGAAAUUGAACCUCAGCACUCCAAAUGAACUUCAAGCCGCUAUUGAUGGGAACCGAAGGGAGGCGAGAAGAUCCUCGUAUAGCUUCGAUUACCCAAUGCUCAUGGGUCCAUGCUCGAGUGCAGGAACAACCCCAAAUUCAGCAGGACAGCCGAUACCGAGUAACCCUCUUGGAACCGCAUUUCCUCAAUCACAUCUCUCCCAUCAUUCCCUGCUCAAUCCUGGUCAACCUCUUCUGGCCCCACCAUGUUCUGUCGCUCAGGCUUCUAUGUUGCCUCCUGGUCUCCUCCUACCUCCAGGUUUUUCUUCCCAAAAUGCUAGUAGAAACGGUAAUAUUCUUGGGGAAAAUCCCUUUUUUGGUUUCCCUGGAAUGAGUGUUUCAACACCAAACCCCAAUGCCCUAGUAAUUCCUACUUCCCUUCCGUCUAAUUCAAGUGCAUUAGAUUCAAAGACUUACCUUGAAAACGAUCAAUUAAUGAAGCAAAAGCAGGCCAAAGGCCUCCAAAGAAGUAUGUCUUCUCUGCCAUCCACAAUGAUGACAAAUGACGUGACAUCAAAUUCUCGACCGAACUCCAAAUCCAAUUACUCCUCUCCGGCAACUCUGGAAACUGGCCUCACUUCAGAAGGAAACCAACAAAAGAAACCUAUUAAUUUCGAAAUGGAUCAACGGCAAUCCCAGCAACGAUCAUCAUCACCUCAUCUAAAAGAAGCUAUGGAUUCCAAUGAAGGAACUCAUGAGACUACGUCGGCACGUUUCUCGGAGUUUUUGAAACAACGCAUGCCGUCUAAUGAGGCCGAAGAGACGCAAGGUCUUAACUUUGCAAUGGGCGACAUUAUGCAGAAUGCCUGUCACAUCAUAAACAUGUCAACACCAAAAUCGCAAUCUUCUUCUGACAAGAGAGGCGCUAUGAGUGAAUUCGCAGAUGACAGACGAAUAGGGAAAAUGAAUGCGCCGAUUCAGGAGAACGGCGACUUCUCCAAUUGCAAUAUGCAAUCUGCUUCCAGCAUGCGUAUCAGUACGCAAACAGGAAGCCAACUUGGUUUGCCGGAUAAUACACUAGUUGUCUGUAUGGAAAUCGCCGGAGUGGUCUACCAAGGUGUUCUCUUUGGCCAAAUCAAGACAACCGCAUAG